This is a messenger RNA of Necator americanus (New World hookworm), 507 nucleotides long. RefSeq lists its product as uncharacterized. The record is from RefSeq and is a predicted model, not a curated record. The coding region runs from base 1 to 507 and encodes 168 amino acids. Gene Ontology annotation, cellular component: extracellular matrix. Gene Ontology annotation, molecular function: protease binding; metalloendopeptidase inhibitor activity. NCBI's taxonomy places the organism in Eukaryota, Metazoa, Nematoda, Chromadorea, Rhabditida, Ancylostomatidae. The transcript has 4 exons. Gene Ontology annotation, biological process: negative regulation of endopeptidase activity; negative regulation of membrane protein ectodomain proteolysis.
AUGAUUCACGUCUUCAUUCUAUGCUUCACUUUACUUUUAUACUUCCCAUAUACUGACGGAUGCUUCUGUUCACCGGCGCAAUCCACGAAGGAGUCGUUCUGCAAGGCUGAUUGGGUUUCGCACGCGAAGAUUCUUGGCACAUCGAAUUCCGGUAGGAGAAAUGAUCUUAACGGCAUAAGCUACAUGGUGGAACACAAGGAUGUUUUUAAGAUGCCGACAAAGGUGAAGAUGUUGCCCGUGGAGAUUAACACAGCUCUAGCGGAUACAGCAUGCGGAGUGAAACUUAAAAUUGGAGCGGAAUAUCUUCUUGCUGGCUCAGUAUGGUCGAAUGGCUACUUCUUCAUGUAUCGGUGUGGACAGAUCGUUGAAGACAAUCGGAGCUCGUCAUCCGCAGAGUUUGGAAUGCCUAUGAAAUGGCGCAACGUCUCGAAUGAUACGAAAUCACUUCUUCGAACUAUCGAUUGCUCCAAUCAUCGUGGGACUACAAAUACAGGAUCUAACCGCUGA